Ochotona curzoniae (black-lipped pika) is the source of this 5386-nucleotide messenger RNA. RefSeq names its product intersectin 1 (gene ITSN1). Gene Ontology annotation, molecular function: guanyl-nucleotide exchange factor activity; protein binding; calcium ion binding. Gene Ontology annotation, biological process: intracellular signal transduction; positive regulation of Rho protein signal transduction. The transcript has 40 exons. The coding region runs from base 221 to 5386 and encodes 1721 amino acids. NCBI's taxonomy places the organism in Eukaryota, Metazoa, Chordata, Mammalia, Lagomorpha, Ochotonidae. The record is from RefSeq and is a predicted model, not a curated record.
GGAGGGAGCGCAGCUUGGUUGCUCCGUAGUACGGCGGCUCGCGAGGCGGAGUGCCGAGCAGGCUAAGGGGCGCACGGCGGGGCGGGCGGGGAUGGUGCGGGCCCCGGCUCCGGCGUCCCCCGGCGCGGAGUGUGAGCUGCACUGAUUUGUCCCUGCGGCGGCGGCGCGCGGACCCGCCCGGAGAUGAGGUGUCCAUUAGCCAGGUGAAAGUAGCAGAACCAUGGCUCAGUUCCCAACACCUUUUGGUGGCAGCCUGGACAUCUGGGCCAUCACUGUGGAGGAGAGGGCCAAGCAUGACCAGCAGUUCCACAGUCUAAAGCCAAGAUCUGGAUUUAUUACUGGUGAUCAAGCAAGAAGUUUUUUUUUGCAAUCUGGGUUGCCUCAACCUGUCUUAGCACAGAUAUGGGCACUAGCUGACAUGAACAAUGAUGGAAGAAUGGAUCAAGUGGAGUUUUCCAUAGCCAUGAAACUCAUCAAAUUGAAGCUGCAAGGUUACCAGCUCCCCUCUGCACUUCCACCGGUCAUGAAGCAGCAGCCAGUUGCCAUCUCCAGUACACCAGCGUUUGGUAUGGGAAGUAUGCCCAGCAUGCCACCGCUUCCAGCUGUUGCUCCAGUGCCAAUGGGGUCCAUUCCAGUCGUUGGCAUGUCUCCGCCUCUGGUAUCUUCUGUCCCUACAGCAGCAGUGCCUCCCCUGGCCAAUGGGGCGCCCCCUGUUAUACAACCCCUGCCUGCAUUUGCCCAUCCUGCAGCCACAUUGCCAAAGAGUUCUUCCUUCAGUAGAUCUGGCCCAGGGUCACAAUUAAACACUAAAUUACAGAAGGCACAAUCAUUCGACGUUGCCAGUGCCCCUCCAGCAGCGGAAUGGGCUGUCCCCCAGUCAUCGAGGCUGAAGUACCGGCAGUUAUUCAACAGUCAUGAUAAAACUAUGAGUGGACACUUAACAGGUCCCCAAGCAAGAACUAUUCUCAUGCAAUCAAGUUUACCACAGGCUCAGUUGGCUUCAAUAUGGAAUCUUUCAGACAUCGAUCAAGAUGGAAAACUCACAGCGGAAGAAUUUAUCCUGGCUAUGCACCUCAUAGAUGUAGCCAUGUCUGGCCAGCCACUGCCCCCUGUCCUGCCUCCAGAAUACAUUCCACCUUCCUUUAGGAGAGUUCGGUCUGGCAGUGGUAUAUCUGUCAUCAGCUCAACCUCUGUAGACCAGAGGUUACCAGAGGAACCAGCGUUAGAAGAUGAGCAACAACAGUUAGAAAAGAAAUUACCUGUCACAUUUGAAGAUAAGAAGCGCGAGAACUUUGAACGUGGCAACCUGGAGUUGGAAAAACGAAGACAAGCUCUCUUGGAGCAGCAGCGCAAAGAGCAAGAGCGCUUGGCCCAGCUGGAGAGAGCGGAGCAGGAAAGGAAAGAGCGAGAGCGGCAGGAACAAGAGCGCAAGAGACAAUUGGAGCUGGAGAAGCAACUGGAAAAGCAACGGGAGCUAGAACGGCAGAGAGAGGAGGAAAGGAGAAAAGAAAUAGAGAGGCGAGAGGCUGCAAAACGGGAACUUGAAAGACAACGACAACUUGAAUGGGAGCGGAAUCGGAGACAAGAACUUCUCAAUCAAAGAAACAAAGAACAAGAGGACAUAGUUGUACUGAAAGCUAAGAAAAAGACUUUGGAAUUUGAAUUAGAAGCUCUAAAUGAUAAAAAGCAUCAACUUGAAGGCAAACUUCAGGAUAUCAGAUGUCGUUUGACCAGCCAAAGGCAAGAAAUUGAAAGCACGAACAAAUCCAGGGAGUUGAGAAUCGCUGAGAUCACUCACCUCCAGCAACAGUUACAGGAGUCUCAGCAGAUGCUUGGAAGACUUAUUCCAGAGAAGCAGAUACUCAACGACCAGUUAAAACAGGUUCAGCAAAACAGUUUGCACAGGGAUUCACUUGUUACACUCAAAAGAGCCUUAGAAGCAAAAGAACUAACUCGGCAGCAACUACGAGAGCAACUGGAUGAAGUGGAGAAAGAAACUAGAUCAAAACUACAGGAGAUUGAUAUUUUCAAUAACCAGCUGAAGGAGCUGAGAGAAAUACAUAAUAAGCAGCAACUCCAGAAACAGAAGUCCAUGGAAGCUGAACGGCUGAAACUGAAAGAGCAGGAGCGAAAGGUCAUAGAAUUAGAAAAACAAAAAGAGGAAGCCCAGAGGAGAGCCCAGGAACGGGACAGGCAGUGGCCGGAGCACGCACAACUGGAAGAUGACCACCAGCGGCCAAGAAAACCCCAUGACGAGGACAAACUGAAGAGGGAAGAGAGUGUCAAAAAGAAGGAGGGCGAGGAAAGAGGCAAGCAGGAAGCACAAGACAAGCUGAGUCGGUUUUUCCCUCAACACCAAGAACCAGCAAAGCCAGCUGUCCAAACACCCUGGCCCACCACAGAAAAAGGACCUCUCACGAUUUCUGCUCAGGAGAAUGUGAAGGUGGUGUACUACCGGGCCUUGUACCCCUUCGAGUCCAGGAGUCACGAUGAGAUCACCCUGCAGCCGGGGGAUGUCGUCAUGGUUAAAGGGGAAUGGGUGGAUGAAAGCCAAACUGGAGAGCCGGGAUGGCUUGGAGGAGAACUGAAAGGAAAGACAGGAUGGUUCCCGGCAAACUAUGCAGAGAAAAUUCCAGAAAACGAGGUUCCCACGGCAGCCAAACCAGUAACUGAUAUGACAUCUGCCCCUGCCCCAAAACUGGCUUUGCGUGAAACCCCUGCUCCUGCAGUAACAGCCUCUUCCGAGCCCUCCAGCACCCCCAACAACUGGGCCGACUUCAGCUCCACGUGGCCCAGCAGUGCGAGUGAGAAACCAGAAACGGAUAACUGGGAUGCGUGGGCAGCCCAGCCUUCCCUCACUGUUCCUAGUGCCGGCCAGUUAAGGCAGAGGUCAGCCUUUACUCCAGCUACAGCCACCGGCUCCUCCCCAUCUCCCGUGCUGGGCCAGGGUGAAAAGGUGGAAGGGCUGCAAGCACAAGCCCUGUAUCCCUGGAGAGCCAAAAAAGACAACCACUUAAAUUUUAACAAAAAUGAUGUCAUCACCGUCCUGGAACAGCAAGACAUGUGGUGGUUUGGAGAAGUUCAAGGUCAGAAGGGUUGGUUCCCCAAGUCUUACGUGAAACUCAUUUCAGGGCCCAUAAGGAAAUCUACAAGCAUGGAGUCUGGGUCCUCCGAAAGCCCAGCCAGCCUCAAGAGAGUAGCUUCUCCGGCCGCGAAGCCGGCUGCCCCGGGGGAAGAGUUUAUUGCCAUGUACACUUACGAGAGCUCUGAGCAAGGAGAUUUAACCUUUCAGCAAGGGGAUGUGAUUAUGGUUACCAAGAAGGAUGGUGACUGGUGGACGGGAACAGUGGGCGACAAGUCCGGAGUCUUCCCUUCUAACUAUGUGAGGCUUAAAGAUUCAGAGGGCUCUGGAACUGCUGGGAAAACAGGGAGUUUGGGAAAAAAACCUGAGAUCGCUCAGGUUAUUGCCUCCUACACUGCGACAGGCCCUGAACAGCUAACUCUGGCCCCUGGGCAGCUGAUUUUGAUCCGGAAAAAAAACCCAGGUGGAUGGUGGGAAGGAGAGCUGCAAGCACGUGGAAAAAAACGCCAGAUAGGCUGGUUCCCAGCCAAUUAUGUUAAACUCCUAAGCCCUGGGACAAGCAAAAUCACUCCAACGGAAGCCCCCAAGUCAGCUGCAACACCUGCAGUGUGCCAGGUGAUUGGGAUGUACGACUACACGGCACAGAACGAUGACGAGCUGGCCUUCAACAAGGGCCAGAUCAUCAACGUCCUCAACAAGGAGGACCCCGACUGGUGGAAAGGGGAAGUGAAUGGACAAGUGGGGCUCUUCCCAUCCAAUUACGUGAAGCUGACCACGGACAUGGACCCGAGCCAGCAAUGGUGUUCGGACUUGCAUCUCCUGGAUAUGUUGACCCCGACUGAGAGAAAGCGACAGGGGUACAUCCACGAGCUCAUUGUCACCGAAGAGAACUAUGUGACUGACCUGCAGCUGGUCACAGAGAUCUUUCAGAAACCCCUGAUGGAGUCUGAGCUGCUGACAGAAAAAGAGGUGGCUAUGAUUUUUGUUAACUGGAAGGAGCUGAUUAUGUGUAAUAUCAAACUGCUGAAGGCGCUGAGGGUCCGCAAGAAGAUGUCGGGGGAGAAGAUGCCGGUGAAGAUGAUCGGCGACAUCCUGAGCGCGCAGCUGCCACAUAUGCAGCCCUACAUCCGCUUCUGCAGCUGCCAGCUCAACGGGGCCGCCCUCAUCCAGCAGAAGACGGACGAGGCCCCGGACUUCAAGGAGUUUGUCAAAAGGCUGGCAAUGGACCCCAGAUGCAAAGGGAUGCCUCUUUCUAGCUUUAUCCUGAAACCUAUGCAGCGGGUGACCAGAUAUCCUCUGAUCAUCAAAAAUAUCCUGGAAAACACUCCUGAAAACCACCCUGACCACAGCCACCUGAAGCACGCCUUGGAGAAGGCGGAAGAGCUGUGCUCCCAGGUGAACGAGGGCGUGCGUGAGAAGGAAAACUCGGACCGGCUGGAGUGGAUUCAGGCCCACGUGCAGUGUGAAGGCCUGUCGGAGCAAUUGGUGUUCAACUCAGUGACCAAUUGCCUGGGACCACGAAAGUUUCUACAUAGCGGGAAACUCUACAAGGCCAAGAGCAACAAGGAGCUGUAUGGUUUCCUGUUCAAUGACUUCCUCCUGCUGACACAGAUUACCAAGCCCUUGGGGUCUUCCGGCACCGACAAGGUCUUCAGCCCCAAAUCCAACCUGCAGUAUAAAAUGUACAAAACCCCUAUCUUCCUAAAUGAGGUCCUAGUAAAACUACCCACAGACCCUUCUGGAGAUGAACCCAUCUUCCACAUUUCCCACAUAGACCGGGUCUACACCCUCCGAGCUGAAAGCAUAAAUGAGAGGACCGCCUGGGUGCAGAAAAUCAAAGCUGCUUCUGAGCUCUACAUCGAGACGGAGAAGAAGAAGCGGGAGAAGGCCUAUCUGGUGCGCUCCCAGAGGGCAACUGGCAUUGGAAGGCUGAUGGUGAACGUGGUGGAAGGCAUUGAGCUAAAGCCUUGCCGCUCCCACGGGAGGAGCAAUCCGUACUGCGAGGUGACCAUGGGCUCGCAGUGUCACAUCACUAAGACCAUCCAGGACACCCUGAACCCUAAGUGGAACUCCAACUGCCAGUUCUUCAUCAGAGACCUGGAGCAGGAAGUCCUCUGUAUCACCGUGUUCGAGAGGGACCAGUUCUCCCCCGAUGAUUUCUUGGGCCGCACAGAGAUCCGCGUGGCUGACAUCAAGAAAGACCAGGGCUCCAAGGGGCCAGUCACAAAGUGUCUCCUGCUACAUGAAGUCCCCACGGGAGAGAUCGUGGUCCGCCUGGACCUGCAGCUAUUCGAUGAACCAUAG